GCCAUCUGUGGAGGAGCACGCGACCACGAACGGGCACUCCAAGCCGAGUGAUACUCACCCGUUGCUUUCUCAUUCACCCGUGCUGCCCACAGCAAAUGGAAGCAGCAACGGAACCGUCAGCAUCGCGGAAGGCAUGCCAACCCGCCCAAGCCUGCAACGUGUGCUCGAGGGGAGCUUUGGCGCGGACGGAAUCGGAGAUGCGGGUCUACGGGUUGGGAGGUCCAGGAGGAACACAGUUAGUGAAUGGGACGAGGAGUCGAUCGCGUCUGAGCUUGGAUUGGGGAGGAGUCAUACACCGAGCGAGCAGGAGGAGACAAAACAAGUUGUGGACUGCGUCGAGGUUAUCGUGCAUGAAAUCAGACCGACAGACUCUCUCGCCGGCGUCGCUCUCAAGUAUAACGUCCCACUUGCGACCCUCCGCCGAACAAACAAGCUCUGGGCAUCCGAUUCGAUCCACCUUCGCUCCACACUAUACAUCCCCAUCUCGAAGAAACCUUCUCGCCCUCCACUUCCGCACUCCAUCACUGUUCCUACACUCACGACUUCUCUGACCCUAUUGGCGAUUAACGAGGAUCAGCUCCCUACCGCGGUCCCGCCGUCGGUCAAUAGUGUUCAGGAGCCGCGCCCUAAUAAGAAGUGCAGGAAGAGUGCUGAGGAAGAAGAACGGAAAGUUGUCUCAGCGGACGAGUUGUCCUUCUUCCCUGCUCCUAAAUCGAGCAGCGCACUUCUCCCCUCGACCGCUUCCCCGCCACACAAACACAAGCGGACGAGUACGCUCAGUGCGAUCCCCACUCCGUCGCUCACGACCUCAACCUCACCCUCCGGCUCUCCGAGACCUCAUACACUGUUGGACAUCUUCCGCUCACUACCGGACGUCUCUAACAUCGGGCGGCGGUCGCUUGAUAGUUUAAGUUUGGGAAGCGCGAGGGAGGACGAAGCGGAGCCGACUGUCGAGCUGGAGAUGGUUGACCAGUGGGGGAGGAGAGCGAACGAGCAGAUGAGACCGACCAAUGGAAUGGUUAUACAGCGAGGUGGGGCAAGAGGAGAGCAAGCGAUGGAUGAGGAUGAGGACUGGGAAUAGGUUCAGAUGAGAGCAACAGGGGAACGAGGCAGAUAUGAGAGUGAGAUUG
Molecule: messenger RNA, 1130 nt
Organism: Dacryopinax primogenitus
Lineage: Eukaryota; Fungi; Basidiomycota; Dacrymycetes; Dacrymycetales; Dacrymycetaceae
Exons: 3
Coding region: 134-1081 (315 amino acids)
Source: RefSeq, a predicted model, not a curated record